AUGAGAUUUUCAAUCUCGGAUACCAAUGUCAUCAGCUCCUUCUACGUCGUUAAGCUAUUUCUUCUGCAUCUCGCUCCACUCGUUAAUUCGCAAUUAACCACACACGAGUAUGUCGGCUGCUACAGCUGGAUCGCCGUACUUCAGACAUUUCACCAGACAGACAUCCACACGUGCUCCGAAAAAUGCAAAGACUUCAUAAUGAUUGCCAUGAAGUCGAAGGAUGAAUGCAUUUGUACGGAAAGGGUUGGCCAGUCGUUGCCGUCAGAGCAUUGUGACGAGGUUUGCCUUGGAGUAGGUCCUUGUGGAGGUUUCAACUAUUUCGCUGUCUAUAGUAAGAAAGAUAUAACAGACUGUUGUUCCACACACGUUGGCGAUUUCUGGAGAAACAAUUUGACCAUCAUAUCGGAAACCCUCGUCAGUCCGAAUGAAACCUUCCAGACAUGUUUGAAGAUGUGCCAGGAAGAUGGGGCUGUCUACUUCAACAUUUAUGUAUGCUGGAUGUCCAAGACCCAACGUAAUGUUAAACAAUGCCAAGAGUGCAGUGCUGAACAUCACGAUAAUUAUGCAUCUGUCAUGUCGGUAAACUUCCAACUGCAGUUCUCACAGAGGUUCUCAGCAUAUUCUCACUGUGAGAGGGAAAAAUUAAAUUUAACCCAUUGUGACGAACAGAAAUGUAAGGAAGAUUGUGCGCUCAACAACGGCGACUGCCCUAGCGACAUGACGUGCUUUGAAGCCAAAUUUGCCAGAAGUCUCAUCAUCGUCGAGUGUCAGUGCGGUGUCGACCAGCAGCUCAGUGAUGGGAAAAAAUGCAUUGCUAAUAUACAUGAGGAAAUCUUGAUAAACAUAGCGGCACAUAAGAAGGUGAUAGUCAACAAAGCCGAGUUGGAGAGUAAUUACGAACUGUGCGGAGAAUGGAACGGCAAACUGUAUGGUUUUGGUUAUCCCAUGGAGGUCAAAUGCAAGGACAACGUCAUCGGUCGUUAUGUCAUCAUCUUGUCUACACCGGUAGUGACGAAAUUAGCCCAUUUCUCGUUGGAUGAAGCGGAAGUCUAUGGAUACGGUUUAUAA
Molecule: messenger RNA, 1068 nt
Organism: Helobdella robusta
Lineage: Eukaryota; Metazoa; Annelida; Clitellata; Rhynchobdellida; Glossiphoniidae
Exons: 9
Coding region: 1-1068 (355 amino acids)
Cellular component (GO): plasma membrane
Source: RefSeq, a predicted model, not a curated record